Siniperca chuatsi (mandarin fish) is the source of this 3671-nucleotide messenger RNA. RefSeq names its product acyl-CoA synthetase family member 2 (gene acsf2). Gene Ontology annotation, biological process: fatty acid metabolic process. Bases 518 to 2359 code for a protein of 613 amino acids. Gene Ontology annotation, molecular function: medium-chain fatty acid-CoA ligase activity. The transcript has 16 exons. NCBI's taxonomy places the organism in Eukaryota, Metazoa, Chordata, Actinopteri, Centrarchiformes, Sinipercidae. The record is from RefSeq and is a predicted model, not a curated record.
UGUGUACUUUUAAUUUUGAUACUUUAAGUAAAUUUUGCUUAUAUGCAAACUUUUACUUAAGUAAAUGCAGGACUUUUAGUGGAGUAUUUUCAGUGUGGUAUUGAGAGGAUCUGAAUACUUCUAUCAGACAGAAAUUAUUAUUCCAAGCAGAGUCUUUUUAUAUGUUUUAAAACACGUCUGGACGGGAUCUUCGAUCAUUUUUUAAAACUUAAUUCAAGUCAAAGUCAGAUAUUAUCUCUAGCUUCACAGUGAAUGCGGGCAUGGCGCCAACAGCAGGACAGGGCUGGUGGUUUCAGAAAACAUUGUGUUAACUGGUGGCGGAUCAAGGUCCGAGCAAGGAGCUUCCAAUAACUGUAAACCACUCUACCAUAAAAGAGGAGUAAUUUCCUGUUGACUGUCAGUGUGGUUCUGCCCUGCAGUGCACAGGGGUCGAGCUGAAGAAAUUGUCUGAGCACUGACCCAGAAAACCAGCUCAACUUCAGGAAGGAGGGACUCGGUGACCCUGCAGCUCCACACAAUGAUCCCCAAGAUUGCGCUGUGCUCACGGUCUCUUCGGAACAACUGUGUUUUUUCCGGAUCUUUAAAAGUUUUGCAGAGACCAUGGACACAUCAUCCAGGAUUACCUGCAGCAAGUCGUGGCAUUCAUGUGGACACUCCACCCGUUACCCCAACUCUCACUACCAGCUAUGCUCACGGCACGUCUUCCACAUCUUUGCUCCACACUACAAUAGGAGAGACCCUGCAGAAGACUGUGGAGCGCUGGCCUGACAAAGAGGCCUUGGCCUUUCUAGAAGACGGAGUCCGCAAGACCUUUGCACAGUUUCAGCAGGAUGUGGAUCAAGCUGCAGCCGGGCUGCUGGCACUUGGACUGAAGAAAGGAGACAGGCUCGGCAUGUGGGGACCCAACACUUAUGAAUGGGUCCUGUUCCAGUUUGCCACUGCCAAAGCUGGCAUUAUUUUGGUGUCUGUGAACCCAGCGUACCAACUGCAGGAGGUGGAGUUUGCAUUGCAGAAGGUUGGGUGUAAAGCUCUGGUGUGCCCUACGCAGUUUAAGACUCAGAAGUACUGCGACAUGCUGAAAAAGAUAUGUCCAGAGAUCGAGUCGUCCACCCCAGGAGACAUCAAGAGUGCCAGACUCCCAGACCUCCGCUCUGUGAUUGUUUUGGAUAGUCGACAACCAGGAAUGCUUCAUUUUGAGGACGUGAUGCAGGCAGGCAGCAGCCAGUACAUGCAGCAGCUUCAGGAUCUGCAGAAGAAGCUCUUCUUUGACGAUCCGAUAAACAUCCUGUUCACUUCGGGCACAACUGGGGCUCCAAAGGGUGCCACCUUGUCUCAUCACAACAUCAUCAACAAUGCCUACUUUGUUGGCAAAAGAGUGGGAUAUACCUGGAAGCCUCACUCACGUGUCUGUCUGCCUGUGCCUCUGUACCACUGCUUUGGCUCUGUGGGAGGGGGGCUGUGCAUGGGCGUGCACGGCAUCUCCCUGGUCUUUCCCUCUACUGGGUACGAUGGAAAGGCCAACCUAGCAGCUAUGGAGAGUGAAAGGUGCACCUUCAUCUACGGCACCCCCACCAUGUAUGUUGAUAUGAUUAACCAGCCGGACUUAGCUAAAUAUGACUUGUCAUCAGUUGAGUCAGGCAUCAUGGCUGGCUCCCCUUGUCCUCCAGAGCUUGUGAAGAAGGUCAUUUCUGUAAUGGGCAUCAAGGGAAUAACAAUUGGAUACGGCACCACAGAGAACAGCCCUGUGACGUUCUGCGCCUACCCGACAGACAACCUGGAGAGGAAGUCUGAGACAGUCGGCUUCAUCAUGGACCACUUAGAGGCUAAAAUAGUGAACCCUACAACAGGAGACCUGCUCCCUCUGGGGAUGAUGGGGGAGAUCAUGAUCAGAGGCUACUGUGUGAUGUUGGGGUACUGGGGGGAUCCAGCCAAAACACAAGAGUGCAUCACUAAAGAAGGCUGGUACAAAACUGGAGACAUUGGCAGCAUGGAUGCGUACAGCUACUGCCGAAUCGAAGGCAGGAUUAAAGACAUGAUCAUCAGAGGGGGAGAGAACAUUUACCCGGCUGAGAUUGAACAGUUCCUGCACACACACCCCAAAGUCAAGGAGGCACAGGUGAUCGGAGUUGAGGAUUUCCGUAUGGGUGAAGAGGUCUGUGCCUGUAUCAAACUGGUAGACGGACAGGACUGCACUGCAGAAGAAAUCAAAGCUUACUGCAAGGGGCAGAUCUCUCACUUCAAGAUCCCUCGCCACGUACUUUUUGUCACCAGCUACCCGCUCACCAUUUCUGGAAAGAUCCAGAAGCACAAACUACGCAAGGAGGCGGAGAAGCAGCUGGGACUGGAGAAGGGGAAAUGAGAGGGCCAGCUCGUGUAUGGAGAGAAAUCAAUGACUGUACAGUAUAUCGUGUACCACAAAUACCAAUCGGGAUUACAUUACCCAGCCAUCACAACAGCUUAUGCUCUGAUGGCAAGGUAACAUCUGUCUGUUAUUAUUAUUUCUCGAGAAAUAAUAAUAGCAGACAGCCUGAGCCUUACAGUGUGUAGAUGUGUGAUGGCUGGGUAUGAAGCCACACGUUUGUGUUUAUCCUCCUGUAACCAACAGUUAAAGACGUAAGUAUAGUCAUAUUAUGUAUUUUUACGGUCAACAAAUCCUAUGAAAAGACCACAACCAACAAUGAAUCGAUCCUAACAGGUAUUGUGUGUGUAUAGAAAAACACAAAACACACACACACACACACACACACUGUAGUUUAUUUUAACUCAAUCCCAGAUAAGGUUGUUUUUAAGGUUGAUACAAUGCAAGUAUAAAAACAUGAUACUCGAUAUCUCUUUCGAUACCACGGCAAAAAGAAAAAAAAGUCCUAGGCAGCGUAGGCACACUUGUUUUAAUUAACAACCUGCACACAGUGCUGGGACAGAAAACGUCACUGAACACAUAUUGAGGACCAGUUGAUUUUCUUCCCCCGUUGUUUCAUCCGUGCAGCUUCGGGUUGAAAAUCAGAUUAUAAACUUCGGUACUUUUCGAUACUAUCAAAUGUAUAAUUAACGGAGAUUCUAUCGUUUUAAACACAUGGUAUCGAAAAGGUAUCGAUACUUUUGACAACUUUAGUCCCACAUAAACCGUCCUGCUGCCAGAAAUACUCACUAGAGCACCAAAUCUGUAUUAAUCCACUGUUGGAAAUAGUUCCCAACAAAAUGCACUAUUUCCUCCCGUUUGAGUAACAUUUGCUAAAAACUACAGUGCCCAGAUGUUUGAGUAAGUUACUGAGCCUUUUUAAAACAAAAUGAAACUGUGUAUUUGUGAGCUGUUUUUAAGAUUUACAUCUUCACUUGGCACCGGUGGGUUGGGGUUGAGAGUCACACACAAUGUAGGGAAGUAUUUAGAGACGUAUUUAGAACACAUUGUUGGUUUUGGUCUUUUCAUGGGAUUUGUUGAGAAAUAUAGCAAUAUAGAAAUAUAGCCUUAUCCUUUAAAAACCUACUGUGUAAUGAUAUAGGUUCAAUGCAAAAGAUACAGAAUGAUCCAUAAGUGAGUGGAUGUCUAGUUGAGCCACUGCACUCAAUUAAACAUACAGUAUACUGUCAAUUGAACCACACAGUUCUUAUUUUUUUAACCUGCAAAAAGCUUUACAUCAACUUGAAAUAAACUUUGUACCACGUUAUUAAAA